AGUUUGCGGAAACUACUCAUUCGCCGCGCGCGUCACACCGGUGCGCGUUCAGUGAGUGUGCAUGUUGUUGGGAUCUCGCGGGCGACGAUCUCCCCUUUUCGGGGCAUUUACUCCCCCCCCAAAUAAAACACCCUACCCCCUCGGUGGUUCGCGCCGCAUCUCGCCGUCGUAUGUGUUCGUUACCGUCGGUUCGGUUGUGGUUUUCCUCUGUUUUUAAUUUUUGUUUUCUUAUAUUUUUUUAACUUUUUCUUUUUUUUUUUUUUCUGUUCCGUUCCGUUUUUACCGCUGCACAAAUGUACAGGCCACCGCAGGACGAACCUCGAGCUCUCAGCAGUAAGAUGUCUUGGGACAAUCCCAGGGAUUACAUGCUCAAAGGUGCUACGCCGCUGAAAGUCAAGAUGGAACGCGAGAAACAACGAGAGAAAGAAAGACAGUCCAGACAGCAACAAGUAUCGGAAAAUAACGUUAAAGAUAAAAAAGAACUGUUCGGUUCACCAGUAAAGGUGGACGACGAACAGGACGACGAGCAGAGCCAGCUGAUCCAGAGUCAAUUGGGUUCGUUCGACGACGCCAAACCGUACUUGGACAUGGUGUUCAGCUGCGGCAUUACCGGCAUGCCGCAGAGUCCCGCUCCGCCGCCCCCGCCGUCGUCUUCGUCGUCGACGCUACCCGCUGCCGCCGCCGCCGGCAUGAUGCACCAUCACUCGUCGUCGUACCCGUCCGGCGCCGCGGCCGCGGCCGCCAAGUCGCACCAUCACGCCAACGUGGCCGCCGCCGCCGUGGUCGGCCAACAACAGUCGUCCAGGAGGUCCGUAUCGCCCGCGUCCGGCGGCGGCGGUGGUGCGGCGCCACCCGCCGUCGGAUCGUUCAAAAAGCCGACCGUCACUUCGCACGCCAUGGCCAGGUCGUCGACGAGCAGCGGGUCGUCGUCGUCCGCACACUUUCAACCGCCGGCCAACCCACCCAGGAACAGUAACUUUUUGAAACCGGGUGAAAUGAAGCCGCCACCAUAUUCAUCGAUGAGCCGAUCGACAAGCGGCAGCAUGAGAAGUAGCCAUUCUUCGCAUCAUAGGCCUACACACAAGCCCAAUCUUGCCAUACCAAAUAGUCAUAACUCAAACGAUACCAAUACGCCCAGCACGAUCGAAGACAUUCUAAACGAAAUGACCGUCGGGCUUCCACUCGUGUCGGACAUUGCCGAAACACCGAGGGUCACGAUCGUUGACUCCAAAUACACCGCAGACGGGAAGGUGGAACCGCAACAAAGGAUGAGCCCCAAAGACGCGUCGGAGAGCCUGAAGAAAAUGCUCGGCGAGCCAAAACCGCUUUUCGCCGAACCCGUGCACAGGAACCUGCCGGGGUCUUCUUCCUUGCACGGCAUGUCGCCCGACGGUGCCUCCAACGCGACCGCUGCAGUCGCCGCCGUGCCCAUGGAUGCCAAACCGUCUGGACCAUACAACCAUUCGCUGUUCGCAUCGUACAUGGUCAAACCGUCCGUCAGAGGGUCCAACAUAAUACCACAACCACAACAACCACUGCUCCAGGAGUCGCAACAGUUGGCACUGUCGCCGCCGACCGACAAGAACCGACGGAGUUCCUCCACGUCGACCAACGUUAUUUCAUCGGACGCGGCAAACUGCAGUUCCGCCAAGGCUGAUAAGACCAGUAGUGACAUGUCCGUGGACGAAGACAGCUCGUCCAGCGAGGAAGGUGAGAAGGACAGCAGUACGGACAGCAGUUGCAGCGAUAGCGAGAGCAACGACGAGAAGAAAGACAACCCGCCGGCCGUGUCGCCCCCUCGCCCGCAAGAGGAACAGGAGGAGGAACAACAGCCCCGGUGGUACCUGAAGAACUUCUUGAAGAAGAGCACGCCCGACACCAACAACACGACCCGGACGUCUCAACAGGAGGAAUCUGUCGGGAUGACUGAUCCCAAAUCUAGUCCAAACUUUGCAAUUCAACGAUCUGAGGUUGUUGAACUAUUAUCUGAAAUGUCAGACUCAGACUCAAACCAUAGUGAUAAGCAAAAGAGUCAAUCUGAUUCUUCAUCUUCUUCAUCUUCAUCUACUUCAUCUUCAGAAGACGAAGACGAUAAAAAGAAAAAGGCUUGUGAAAGCAGUUGUGAUAGUGAUUCGUCAUAUAGUAGCCGUUCACGUACAUCGUCUAAACCAAUAACUGACUUACAUAAAAAAUACUCAACUUUAGCAAAGAAUGAGAAAAAGGAUCUCAAGAAAUCGUUUGAAAAAUCUGCUAAAUCAGUAGAAAGAAAACCACCUCCUGUUUUAAUUAAAAAAGAUGAUCCAGUUGAGGAACCAGCUAAGAAAAAGAGGGGUCGGAAGAAGGGUCCUACUAGCAUGCCCAAACCUCCACCACCAUCAAAAAUUAAGUCAAAACCAUUAAUUUCAUCAGAUUCCGAGGAUGAUGACGAACCCCAUAAACCUGUGAAGAUCAGUGAAAAACGAAGAGGACGACCACCUGGAAAAAAGUCUAAAGUGAUAUUGGCUAGUAGUGAAUCAGAAGAAUGGACUGAUAGUAGUCGUAAAAAUCGUAAGAAAGAUUCAGAAAAGAAGUCUUCGCAUUCACUAAAGAAAACGCCUUCCUGGGAAAAGAACCAACCGCAGAAGCCCGUGGCCCGUGUUAGUGCUGCUUUACGUCCAACUCGUUCGAUUUCAAGUAGUGUAGAUUCAGACUCAUCAGAUGUAGAAUGCAGACCACCACCCAUGUCUACAACUACUGAAAGUCCGCCUAAACUCGAUGUUGAAGGGAUUAAAGUACAAGAUAAGAAGAAGAAUGAUACGCUGAGAAAACUUUUCAUAACUCGUCGUGAAGAAGGUGGUGCCAAGAGCGGUGGAAAAUCCAAGGGUGGUAAAGGUGGUAAAGGGGGUGUAAUCAUUAUUGAUAACAAUGAAGCGAUGCGCAAUGAUAAUGAGCGUGUAAUAUCACCUGUACCAGUCAUUCCUCCUAUGCCCAAAGAAUCUGAAUGUCCAAAGACUUCGAAAUCAUCUUUGAUUUGUAGAAUACCAUUAAGCAAGUUACCCACUAAAUUUCAGUAUUUAUUAAAACCGGCAAGAUCUGAAGAGCUAAGAACAUGUGCUGAUUUGGCCAACACCAGGCAAGAAGAAAAAAAGCAUAAACAUAGGCACCAUAAACACCAUCACAAAAGCAGCCCAUCACAAUCCGUUUCGGGAACGGAAAAAUCCAAAUCAACUGAAUCUCCUGCCAAUGUAGCUCCACCUACACAGCCGCUACUGCAACAGCCCGCAUCCGACAGCUAUACUAAAGGUAUGGUGGAUAGCGGUAACAUAUGGCGUAAACCACCGUUGUCUGUGUGUGCAGUCAUACCAGAAGCUAAAGUCAAACCCCUAGAGCAUAACACCAUGUCUUACCUGCAACGCCCUACCGCCACUAGCGGUAUUAUGCAUGGUCCUUAUGAAGAAUCAUCGGAAGAUGAAGAUGGCGGUCCACCACCGUUCCUUCCUUAUAGUACCACCACGGUUCAAAUAAUGGACCCUCGGUAUAAACGUUCACUUGAGCUGGAUCAAUACUCUCCUAAUGCGACCAAAAGACGAAAGUUUCACAAUUCGACCACGUCUUCCACGCUUGCACGAUAUGCUGCGACGAGGAGUGAUGGAUUAAUAAACGAUAUCUUGGUGGACCGUAUGCACGAAGUUCCCGUACAACCUCCUCCCAGACAACCAUCUUGGCGCAUGCAGUCCAUGCACCACCAGUAUCCUCCGAGGAAAGGAUUUUUCUCAUACUUUGUAACGGACUUGUAUCCUGAAAAUAAUAUGCACCAAGAAGUUCCGCUUAAAGAGGCUCAAGCAUUAACCAAAUUAGCAGAGUACGAGCCUGAUCCCAUCACUCAAGAAAUGAAAUACUUGGAUGGUAUACUAUGUUUUGUACUCAGUGGCCAUCUGAUGGAAAACGAUGGGACCCGGGAGAGAGGGAUUCUCAAGAUCUAUAACGAUACCAUAGAUCUAAUUAAAGUUAUUUGGUCUAAGAUUUAUAAUUACCGAGCAGACUGUGAUCAUGAAGAGCUUGAUGAGUUAUUCGAAAUGGCUGACAAUCCAGAAAGAGACAACAGGCUUUUAAUACUUUGGAUGAGGUGUCUAAGCUUCUUGCGGUUAAAGUUGUUUAAACUACUUGUGUACCAAAAUAGGCAAAAUUUCAAGACUGUUCAGCAACAUUUCCUCAAGAAUGUGGGUUCGAGUCCCAUUUCACCAUCACCAUCACCGGCCAGCUCUGUGGAGAGCCAUUCGUCGGGGUACUGCAGUAGUAGCAUUACGCCUAGUGGUGGAGUUGCCUCGUCCGGAGCUGCUACUGGUGUGAUUGGCGUUCCAAUAGUCGUGCACAAUGCCAUGCAUUCAGAGCAUAUACUUUACUGUCAUUUGGCCGCUGCACAUGAGAUGUGGCAACGUGCUGACUUGUUGGUUAUGCGUGGCAAACACACACAAUUCUUCGUUGAGAUGGACCGACACUGCGGACCCUUGACACUACAUAGUUCCGGUCAUGAUCUCACAUUUUAUGCUCGUAUUGCCAUUUCCCGCAUGAGAUGUGAGUUCAACAUCAAAAAUUACCUUCCAUGAUAUUAGAUGAUCACCUCGGAAGCUAAGUCAUUAUACACAACUCUAUAAAAAUUCACAUCGUACAGUCUUGUAGCAUUUCAUCAUCGUCUUGGGCUUCAUUAUGACGAGGAAUUAAUAAUUUCUGUUUCGUGAAACAUAUUUAAACUGCUGUAUGUGGUUUAUAUAAAUAUUAUUUCUCUGUACAUAACUCAUGUACAGCAACUUCUAGUUCUCUUGAAUAUUUUCUGUUUUUUUUUUUUUCUUUUAACGUUAAAAGAUGAAUUGUUAUAUUUUUACA
This is a messenger RNA of Sipha flava (yellow sugarcane aphid), 4863 nucleotides long. Its product is annotated as AF4/FMR2 family member 4-like. NCBI's taxonomy places the organism in Eukaryota, Metazoa, Arthropoda, Insecta, Hemiptera, Aphididae. The coding region runs from base 294 to 4586 and encodes 1430 amino acids. The record is from RefSeq and is a predicted model, not a curated record. Gene Ontology annotation, cellular component: super elongation complex; nucleus. Gene Ontology annotation, biological process: regulation of gene expression. The transcript is spliced from 18 exons.